Mangifera indica (mango) is the source of this 867-nucleotide messenger RNA. RefSeq names its product ethylene-responsive transcription factor ERF023-like. Gene Ontology annotation, biological process: regulation of DNA-templated transcription. The transcript has a single exon. The coding region runs from base 232 to 735 and encodes 167 amino acids. Lineage: Eukaryota; Viridiplantae; Streptophyta; Magnoliopsida; Sapindales; Anacardiaceae. The record is from RefSeq and is a predicted model, not a curated record. Gene Ontology annotation, molecular function: DNA-binding transcription factor activity; DNA binding.
ACCUUGGAGGGGGAGCGUGACGAAAAGUUGACGUUCAUUCUAGGCCAUCUGUUUUAUCAAGAUUUUCUCUCCACAUGGCCACGUCCUUGUCUGGGUUCCAGGGAAAUUAAUGUAGCUGGAAGCUCGAUCUUCUGCGUGUAGAAAUGGAUGAAUAAAAUUCCAAAUGUAACUUAUUUCAAAUAAUAAAUAGCGUUGAAAUUAAAUUAUUGUUUCAGAGACAACAGUCUUUAUAUGACACUCGAAGCUCAAAUGGAGGACACAGAAAUGUCUAGAGUAGUUGAGCAAGAAUCUGCAAAGCACAAAAAGUAUCGAGGAGUCAGGAGAAGGCACUGGGGGAAGUGGGUUUCUGAAAUUCGAGAGCCAAGGAAGAAGACAAGGAUUUGGCUGGGUUCUUUUGAAACGCCGGAGAUGGCGGCUUGUGCAUACGAUUGCGCUUGUUAUUGUCUCAAAGGAAACAAAGCUUUGCUGAAUUUUCCCGAUGAAGUCCACCGACUUCCCGUCCCUCCCACAUGCAACGCCAAGGAUAUUCGCCAAGCAGCGGCAGCAGCAGCGGCGGCGAAGAAAAAUAGUGAGAGGCGGAAGAUAUCUGAAGAAGACAAAGGUGACGGCGAUGGUGAUGAUUUUUGGACUGAAAUUAAACUGCCGGAGUUGAUUAAUUUUACCAAUUGGACGUGCCAUGAAGAUUUCUUGCGGGUUCAUUCAGCAACUCAGGAACAGGUAAUUGGUCUCAUCUAAGAAAGCUCGCAGCCGUUCCGAAAUAUUUUCACACCGAACCACCGAAACAGCUGUUAACCGAAUUUUUAUUAUUUAUAUUAUUUUAUUUAGUUUAUAAUUAAUAAAAAAAAAUUUAUUACCUUUUAUUAUCAA